AUGUCUAUCAAUAUUCGACAAGCAACGCCCGCCGACCAACACGCCAUCGACGCAAUCAUACAAGAAGCCUUCUCUAUCUACAUCGGUCGCAUAGGAAGGAAGCCACAGCCGAUGCUAGACGACUACACCACACUGAUCAAAGACGGAGUCGUCUAUGUGAUCGAGGGUGAUGGUGAAAUAAAAGGCACCGUCAUGCUUGUUCCUCAGGAGGGCGCCAUGAUUGUGGAUAAUUUAGCCGUUGCUCAGUCUGCACGGGGCACUGGGCUGGGUCGCAAGCUAUUGGAAUUUGCUGAUGAGUCGGCUCGGUUGGCAGGCUAUCAGACUCUCCAGCUGCAUACUAAUGAGACCAUGGUUGAGAAUAUUGCCAUAUAUACCCGAAUGGGGUAUGCGGAGACACAUCGUGCGGAUAAUAAGGGGUGGAAGCGGGUUUAUAUGGCUAAGAAUUUGGAUUGA
Messenger RNA from Aspergillus niger, 453 nucleotides. RefSeq lists its product as uncharacterized. Bases 1 to 453 code for a protein of 150 amino acids. Gene Ontology annotation, molecular function: acyltransferase activity, transferring groups other than amino-acyl groups. The record is from RefSeq and is a predicted model, not a curated record. The transcript has a single exon. NCBI's taxonomy places the organism in Eukaryota, Fungi, Ascomycota, Eurotiomycetes, Eurotiales, Aspergillaceae.